This is a messenger RNA of Oldenlandia corymbosa var. corymbosa, 939 nucleotides long. The record is from the annotation of a GenBank genome assembly. Lineage: Eukaryota; Viridiplantae; Streptophyta; Magnoliopsida; Gentianales; Rubiaceae.
AUGGCUACAACUAUAGGACAACCCUUGAAGGUAGAUACGCCCACUUUGAACAUGAAAAGACCAUCGGUGGCAAGGUUUUAUGUUGAAGUGGAUCUAAUGAAAGUGUUACCAAAAUCAGUGAAGAUCGGGAAUAGAGGACGUAAGCAUGAGCAAAUUUUCACGUAUGAACAUGUCCCUACGUAUUGUUCAAAGUGCAGCAAAAUUGGGCAUAAGGAAAGGGACUGCCGUAUUGGAAAGCCAACUCUACAAAAAAUUGUUGUGGAUAAGGUAACUGCUCUGAAUGAAAAGAAGAAUGGAAUCAAAAUGGCCAAGCAAAAAGUUAAAUUGGGAUCGAAGAAACCUCAUGAGAAACCAGUGUCGAUCCCUGGGGAAUCAACUUCGGGUCUUUCAGCGAAAGAGAAGACAGUGAUCCCAACGGGCAUUCCUGACUCUACGCCUCCAAAAGGCGUAACUGAGGAAGAGGAAAAUUGGGUCUCUAAACAGGUUGCGACUAAGCCAACUGAUCCGCAGGUUGAGGUUUCUCCUAAAGGGAAUCGAUUCUCUGUUCUUGCGGACAUUGACGAAGUGACAAAUGGAUCUGACUCUAGUGAGGAGAAUGUAGAACAAAUUCUGGUUGAGGAGCCAUCGCUUGAGAAUAAUUCAACUCCCAAAAAGCGUGAAAACCUAGCCUUAGCAUUAAUUCCGCAGGCCAAACAGUUGAUAAAUAAGCAUUCUGAUGACUGCAGUGUUGGCUCUCGAAGUCUGAUUGAGGACAGUGAGGAUGAGUAUGUCAACAGUGAUGAUGAACGAUGGUCUGAGGAGGACAGGUUUGAUCUUGAAUCUCCUGAACUUACAGCUGGGAAUGUUUCUGCUCCUAAGAAAAGAGGUCGUAAAUCAAAAAGUGAAAAGGCUAAGUUGCUGCUUGACAUUGUUCCGCGGCGAUCUUCUCGUCUGAACUGA